Messenger RNA from Triplophysa dalaica, 3000 nucleotides. RefSeq names its product BarH-like homeobox 1b (gene barhl1b). Gene Ontology annotation, biological process: regulation of transcription by RNA polymerase II. The coding region runs from base 805 to 1773 and encodes 322 amino acids. The record is from RefSeq and is a predicted model, not a curated record. Gene Ontology annotation, cellular component: nucleus. Gene Ontology annotation, molecular function: RNA polymerase II transcription regulatory region sequence-specific DNA binding; DNA-binding transcription factor activity, RNA polymerase II-specific. NCBI's taxonomy places the organism in Eukaryota, Metazoa, Chordata, Actinopteri, Cypriniformes, Nemacheilidae. The transcript has 3 exons.
UGAGUUGUGCACAAGUUCAUUUUUAGUCUUUAUCUGUCGCGCUUUUGACUUUCCCUUCCCCAAUGUGUCUAUUUAACCCGCAUUACCUCAUUUGCGCUUCAGUCUUCUCACGGCAUUUUUUGUGUUCUCUGCCGUCCAACGAUUGCGUCUCUCGCAUUGCAUCACCUUGCUCUGGCACAGAAUGCGCUAGCCUUUUACAGCCGGAUUCAACUCUACUCACCACAGCGAACUACCUUUGAACUGAUGAAAAAAAUUAACAAUCGCCUGCUGAAAAGGCGCCCGGUGCAAGACUUGAGUUUUCGAGUGUUUAUCCUUCUUUGCUUCUGUCCGUGGUGCUGAAAAGCGCUCGCGCUCUAAGUAGUCUACCUUGUGGUUGUAUACUAACCAUCGUAGGUUAUCUGUUCCUUCAGCUUUUUUGAAAUAAUUUGAUAAAUAAUUCAAAGCUACCGUCGAUGUAUCCCGAGAAAUACCAAAGCUCAAAAAACCUACAGUAUAUUUAAGUUGUAGGCUAUCGAUUUUUUUUCGAGAAGAAGAGACAGGCAAAAAAAUUCUGAAGGGAAAGGGUCUGUGUCGUACAAAACCUUCACAAGCAAGAUAAUUUUCUUUUUAAACUUCGAAAACUUCUUAAGGAAGAAGAAAGUUUCUUUCAGACAAGGGGAUACAUGUCUCAUUUCCGAUUCUGCUUUGGAUUUUCCUUCUGGAUAGAUCGCUAUUAACUCACUUCUGCACGCGCCGUUCACGUAGAACUUGGUUAAACACAGAUGAUCAUCUGAACAGGGGCUCCACAGAAGCAGCAGUGUGGAGAUGGAAGCGUCCACCAACGGGUCCAGUUUUGGAAUCGACUCCCUGCUAUCCCACAGGCCUGGAAGCCCAGUCAUUGCGAAGGGGGACAGUUUGGUAGGGGAAUGCCGCUCCCCAUUGGAGUUCAGCCCCAGGUCAGACUUAGAGAGCGGUUGUUCUUCUCCUCCGUCACCGAGGCGAGAGUGCGGCGAGGAUGCGGCGCAGAGACAGGGUCACCCCCUCGGGCUUGGGUCCCAUUUGCUGCACGGACCGAUGUCCGCUGGAUCGCAACCUCGGACUGUCACUUCAUCCUUCUUAAUAAGAGAUAUUUUGGCUGACUGUAAACCAUUAGCGGCUUGUGCCCCAUAUUCGAGUAAUGGCCAACCUACACAAGAGACAGGGAGACUGGCAUCCAAAAUCGCAGACGACUUCAUUGAAAAAAUCCACAGUAACUCGUCGUCUGACAGUGAAUACAAAGUGAAAGAGGAGGGGGACAGGGAGAUCUCGAGCAGCAGAGACAGCCCGCAUGUCCGUCUGAAGAAGCCACGGAAAGCGCGGACCGCAUUCACUGACCAUCAACUUGCUCAGCUAGAGCGCAGUUUUGAGCGUCAAAAGUACCUGAGUGUGCAGGACAGAAUGGAGCUGGCAGCAUCUCUCAAUCUGACUGACACGCAGGUCAAAACCUGGUACCAAAACAGGAGGACAAAGUGGAAGAGGCAAACGGCGGUCGGACUUGAGUUAUUGGCGGAGGCUGGAAAUUAUUCGGCCCUGCAAAGGAUGUUCCCCUCGCCGUAUUUCUACCCUCAAAGCCUGGUGUCGAAUCUGGACCCUGGAGCAGCGCUUUACUUAUAUAGAGGUCCUUCGGCACCCCCGCCGGCGCUGCAGCGUCCUCUCGUUCCUCGGAUUCUCCUGCACGGUCUACAAGGCCACAACGAUCCGCCGCCUCUGCCCCCCCUCUCCGGUGUGCUACCCAGACCAACACCACCACGAUGAGGGGCACGUUUACGACUCAUUUAAAUACAUGGCAGCUUUGAACUCCAUCAAAAACAAUGUCACUGGUGACAGAAAUAUCCGAGGUAUAUUACAAAGCCACAAAACAUCACAGGCAAAAUGUGGUUAGAGACAUUUUUCAACUUACAGUGUCAACCUAUUUAAUUAUUUAUUUUACUUUUGUGUUUAAUUUAUGCGUAGAAUUGUUUACCCAAAACACAGACACAAAUUUAUAUAGCCUACUGAACGCAAUAAUGACGAGUCAUAAAACUACAGGUGCACUUCGGUUCACCAACGUAUUGUUGUUAUUUAAAUACAAUUAUUAGAACUAGACAAGACAACAAAUGUGAAUUGUUGACACAGAAUAUUUAAAUGGAAGAUUCAUAUUUAAUUAUCCUGAGAUGAAAUCCAGGUAUCGUGGGCUUUGUAGUGACCCUCUAAAAUGUACAAAGAAAAAGAGGUGUAAAUAAGAAUAUUUUGUUUUAUGUUGAAAGACUCGAUUUCUUUUCUCGUUUUGUAUCAUAGUCUCACGUUAACAUGUGAAAUGUAAAACGUGAGCAGCACAUUUAAAAUCAAAUGACUCUAAGAAUAAGAAGAAAGAUUCAUAGAAAAGAAGUGUCAUUCUACAUUUGUCAAAUAGUCAAAAAUGUAAUGUUACGGAGUUCUACCAAAACAGAACAAGAGGUUUGCCGAGGAAGAGUCAAUCAAAACAUCGACGAGAUGGAUUAUAAAUCGAUUUUUUUGUGCAGAAUUUUCCCGUUUCUUCAUUCCUGCACAACUGCCAGAAGAACUUUAUUCUCACAGGGUCGACCCUCAUAAUAUUCAAUAUCACUUUGAUGUUGAUACGGGGGAAAAGCCAAGUGCUUGUUGCAGAUCACUUAUGAUCAAUAAGUUGUCACGGAAAUAACAGACUAUACCACGUGCACUGUCAGCAUUGGUAUAUAUCUACACCGCCCCACGCAAAGUGUUAGCCCAGGCAUUGUGCAUUACUUUGUAUAAAUCCGUUGAAAUAUUUUGUCAUUGUUUCUGGUGAAGCUGUAUAUUGACAACAAUGAUUUGUGAAGUAAUGAUUCUCGUAUUUCGAAAUGAUUUUCGUUCGUGCCCCCAUGUGCGUAGCGCUGUGAACUUCUGGAAAACUCUUAAAACUGCUGGAUGUGCGGGGGUGGGUGGUCUUUAAGCAAGGAGAAUUACUUUUAUAAAUGUGCUAAUAAAGAUCUUUCAUUAAUUUAA